Messenger RNA from Pteropus alecto (black flying fox), 3694 nucleotides. RefSeq names its product ecotropic viral integration site 2A (gene EVI2A). The record is from RefSeq and is a predicted model, not a curated record. Lineage: Eukaryota; Metazoa; Chordata; Mammalia; Chiroptera; Pteropodidae. Gene Ontology annotation, cellular component: membrane. The transcript has 2 exons.
AAAAGGUCACAGAUUGUUAAGAGAAUAAAUAUAUAGUUGAUACUAAUCUACUUUAUUACUUUAUUUUCUGAUUAGUUUUCUAGAGAAAACUAACAAUAAUACUAAACAAUUACACAAAGUCUGGAUCCAUUUUUUAAAUCAGUUGUUCUUUAGACACAGAGAAGUAAGGGUGAAGUAAAAUGGAAGAGUUAUAUCUCCAAUUCAAAAACUUUGAGCAACAGUAUAGUCAAUCAAAGAGGAAGGCAGUGGACAUUGGUUGGUUGCCUUCAGGCCCACCAAACUUCACAGGUGAACAGUUUGGGUGAGAAUGACCCACCUGAAGCCCUGGAGUGAACUGAACGACUUUAGUGAAUAAAUAUCUCACCUUGACCAGAGAGAAUGGUUCAGCAAUGAUCAUAUGACUCAAAUCAGGACAACUAGGGCCAAAGAGGCCCAAUUCAGAAACUAUAGCUUAAACUGUUUGGAAUUAAAACUUUUUCUUUUCUGAUAUUUAUAAACAAGGAACAUUCAUCAUUUAUACAUUUCUAUACAUUUAUAAACAUAGCCCUGGGAGUUGUCAGCUUGUAUUCUGAGAUAUGAAAAAAAUCCCUGCCUAAAAACUGAAGAUAUGAAAGAGAGAAAUGAAGAAGGAAACUGGGACCUUGGCCAUCGCAUUUUAGUCCUAGAUAAAGUCUCUCCUGGGAGCAAAACUUAUCCCUGGACUCUUCAGUUGUGUGAGCCAAUAAAUUCUAUUUUUUUGAUUAAGCCACAUUAGGUCAUAUGUUGCUUACACUAAAAAGAAUGCUAAUCAAUGUGAGCAGCCAAAGUAAGUACCAUCAGAAAGACCUGAAGAACAUAGUACUAGAAUUUCAAAUUAAACAACAUGAAUGAACUUUGGCUCAACGUUCUAUACUUGAUGACUCUGGUAGUUCUACAACAUAGGCUAAGAUAAAUAUCCUUAGAGUUUUUAAUCUUGUUAGGAGGAAAUAAGAUAAAAAUAUAAUAGGUUAAAUAAUUUUAAAGUAUUUCAAGAUCAAAGAAAAGGUGAGGGUAGUAAAUAUUCUUAGUAUAUGUGCUGCUGAAGCGAGCACAAGAGUAAUAAAUAAUCACUUAUCAAAGAGACUGUAGGAAAAAACACUGCUAUUAAGGUCAGAAGAGGGAGAGAUCAACACAAACUGAGCAAUGAGAGCUACUUAGAAGACCUAGUGGCUGAAGUGGUUAGGAGAAAUUUCAAACUCAAUAAGAGGAGGGAUUGGUAGGCCUCUUGGAGAGAAGUAAAGAGAAGAAAUAGGUACUAGAUAUGUUGAGGCAACAGUUAGUUUAGUUGGAAUGGAGGAUUCACAAAGAGAAGUUUUAAGAGAUAAAGCUGGAAAAACACCUAAUAGCUAAAUUAGGAAGGGACUAAAACCGUUCAACUAAGGGGCUCAGGUUUUCUCCUAGGAGCCUGGCAUUCCUCAUAGUGUUCUAUGGAGCACCAGCAUCGGCAUCAGCUGUGGUGUUUUCCUGGUCCCAGCCCAAAUCUACUACGUAGUGGGGCCUGGCAAUUUUCAUUGUUUUUAAACAACCUUCUUGAUUGAUAUUUAUGUGCACAAGUAUUUCUGAAUCACUGAUGUGUUAAGAAGUUAUUCAACUUUAUUUUAUUUUUUUAAAGAAAGGGGUGAUAUGAUAAAAGGAAGUGCUAUAUAUAAGAUAUAUAAAGGAGUUAAGGCUAGUAAAAAAAGAUACUGUAGUCUAGGUACUGCCUAUCAAGGAGCUAAAAUACAGUGAUGCACCAUUUAAAGAUGAAGGGAUAUAUUCUGAAAAAUGCACUGUUAGGCGAUUCCGUUGUGCAAACAUCAUAGAGUGCACUUACACAAACCCACUACUGGUAACUAUUAUGUGCUACACGUUUAUAGCACUGGCAGCACAGUAGGUUUGUUUACACCAGCAUCACCACAAACACAUGAGUAAUGCAUUGCACUAUGUUAUCUUGGCUACUAGGGGAUAGGAAUUUUUUGGCUCUAUUAUACAUUCUUAUGGGAUCACAACUGUAUACGCAGUCUGUCACUGACCAAAAAGUAAUUAUGCAGUGCAAGACUGUAAAAAUAAAUUACAGUAAAAAAGAAACCAAAUCUAAGAAUAUGAAGAAAUGAUGAACAUGGUCCAAAGGUCUGAUUGGCAUUAUAAGAAAGGACUUGAAUGAAAAGGACCUGCUGAAUGAAUACCAAGCCUCUGAGAUUACAAAGAAGGUUGCUAUCAUGAACAAAAACAAAGAGAUUAUGAGGGGUAGCUACUUUUGGGAGAAAAAGGAACUUCAUUUUAAUACAGUGAAUAUGAGGUGAUGACAACAUUCAAGGACAGUAUGUGUGUGUAUAACUAAACCACGUAAAAGCAUUUUCUGUCCUAUAUAAUCUAAGUUUACUAGAUACUUUCUCAAAUCAUUGCAGUUCCACAACUUGAGAUGUAGAUUAUGUAUAUCCUAUUUCUAUUAUCUUACCAAUGCCCCAAGUCUCCAAACUCAUGUUAUCAGUCUGUGGUAUACAAAGAGAAUUUUUAGGUAAGAUUUUAAAACUGCAGGGAAAAUGCCAUUUCAUCUUCUUUUGAAUGAUAUAUUAAUAUCAUUCAAAGGCAUACAGUAGGCAUGUAUAAUGAGCAUAAGGUCAAAAGGCACUAAGCAGAAAACCCUCCCUGCCCUGGAGGCGGGAUUUGUUCUACAAAGCCUCCUGUUAUGCCAGUGGCCAACCAGGCAAAUUGGAGUUUUUGUUCUUUUAUUUUUUCCCCCCUGUGACAAGUGCUUUAGUUGCAGCAGAAAAGGAAAUGUGUCAUCUGUGGUUUGGUUUGAAAAGUGGAAAGCUAGCUGUACAUAUCCUUUUUUACUGCAGAUUUACUUUAAGGCUCAUAUUCUUCAAGUCUCUUCUGCUUUAAAUUACUUGGAAGCUGUGCUUCAAGACAAGAAAAGAAGUGGCCUAUUAAAAUCAGGUUAUAAUCAGAUUUUGACCAAGCAUUUUGUAAGAUUACCUGUAUACUCACGGACAUGGAACACACAGGACAUUAUCUGCAUCUUGCCUUUCUGAUGACAACAGUUUUUUCUCCUGUAACAAAAGCAAACUAUACCCAUCUGUGGGCUAACAAUACUACUGUCUGGGAUCCAGAUAUUCAAAAUAAGACAGGCAGAAACCAAAAUGAAAACAUUAACACAAACUCUACAAUUCCUAAAGUAGAUAAAAAAAGUAAUUCUACAAACAUGCCUGAAAUAGCAACAUCAUCUCUCAUCGAAUCUUUAACUCCUAAAUCUGAACUGAAGCUUUAUACACCUUCUGUUGUUAGGAACAGUUCUUCAACAUUACAGAGCACUGAAAACACAAGCAAAAGUCACAGUGAAAUUUUCAAAAAAGAUGUCUGUGAGGAAAACAACAACAAAAUGGCUAUGCUGGUUUGCUUAAUUAUAAUUGCAGUGCUUUUUCUUAUCUGUAUCCUUCUAUUUCUAUCAACUGUGGUUCUGGCAAACAAAGUCUCAUCUCUCAGACGAUCAAAACAAGUAGGCAAGCGUCAGCCUAGAAGCAAUGGUGAUUUUUUGGCAAGCAGUGGUCUAUGGCCUGCUGAAUCAGACACUUGGAAAAGAGCAAAACAGCUCACAGGGCCCAACUUAAUGAUGCAAUCUACUGGAACACUCACAGCUACAAGGGAAAGAAAAGAUGAAGCAACUGAAAAACUCACUAACUAACAGAUGCUCUAG